AUGAUCCCUUACCUGCUCGCAGCCUACGUACAUGUACUACUUGCGGUUCUGGGUGUAAAUUCGCAUGCAAGCACUUGUAGGCCAUGGCAUGCUGGUACUGGCUCCGUACGGCACUCCGUAGACACAGACGUGUCCCCCGACCCAUCCUCGCCCGAGCCAGGUGUCGGGAACGGUGAACCGCUGCUGCUGCUGCUGCUGCUGCUGCUGCAUGGCGCGCUGGGUCUCGUCGUAUCCCGUCAACCUCUCCCGCCCGCCCGCCCGCCCAGCAGGCCCGUCGUCGCGCGCAACGCCCGCCGCCGCCUCGUUCGCUCGACGGCCCGUCGAUCCCGCCCGUCGCCCGCGUCAGAGUCCUCGUCGUCGUCACCCUCGCCGUCGGCCCCUCUGCCUCGACGCGCCCGGCCUUGCUUCGGGCGCAUCGCCGACGAAACCGUGGCGGCGCUCACCGUCCUCGCCCGCAACGAGACCUCGUCGUCCUCCGAACUAUCCCUUCAGCAGCAUCUCGAACUUGCCCCGGACCUGGUCGCCUAUCGCCAGCUCGUCACGGAGGGGGACUCCGAGCCGUCGAUGAUGGCGCAGCCCGUACCCCAUCAGCCGACGGACAGGAAGCGCGUCAAGGUCUACGAGCUGCGCAACAAUGACUGGUUCGAUCGCGGCACUGGCUUCUGCACCGCCGCCUUCACCACCACCGAGGACGGCCGCAAAGACCCGCGCGUCAUUGUGGAAUCCGAGGACCAGCCGGAACGCCUGCUGCUGGAAACGAAAAUCCUCAAGGAAGAUGGAUUCCAGAAGCAGCAAGAAACACUCAUCGUCUGGCAGGAGCCCACGAGCGGCGUUGACAUGGCCCUGAGCUUCCAGGAAGCCGAAGGCUGCGCGUCGAUAUGGCGAUUCGUCAGCAACGUGCAGCAGGCCUUGCUGAACAACACGGCCAUCGUGGACGAUGGCCUCUCCGACGACCUUGCCAUGGACGCGCCCGCCCCGAUCGCCCUGCCCGCCGCCGAGCUGGGAAACCUGCCGGAAAUCGAAUCCAGCAUGCACAUGAUGGCGACGAGCCCGAGCGGGCGAGACGCCCUCGCCAAGGCCAUCAUGGCCGAGGACUACAUCGGCAAGCUCAUCCCCCUCGUCGAGAUGGCCGAGGACCUCGAGAGCCUCCCGGACCUGCAUCGCCUCUGCAACAUCAUGAAGACCAUCCUCCUCCUCAACGACACCACCAUCAUCGAGCAUGCCGUCUCGGACGAGUGCGUCCUCGGCGUCGUCGGCGCCCUCGAGUACGACCCGGACUUCCCGAGCCACAAGGCCAACCACCGGCACUGGCUCGACAACCAGGGCCGCUACAAGGAGGUGGUGCCCAUCGAGGACCUCCAGACGCGCCAGAAGAUCCACCAGACGUACCGCCUGCAGUACCUCAAGGACGUCGUCCUCGCCCGCAUCCUCGACGAUCCCACCUUCUCCGUCCUCAACUCCCUCAUCUUCUUCAACCAGGUCGAGAUCGUCCAGCACCUGCAGUCCAACGCCGCCUUCCUGAGCGAGCUCUUCGCCGUCUUCAGCCCCCGCCGCCGGGACGCGAGGAAGCGCAAGGAGGCCGUCCUCUUCAUCCAGCAGUGCUGCGCCAUCGCCAAGAACAUCCAGGCUCCGGCCCGCCAGACGCUCUACAACAACUUCAUCGCCCACGGCCUGCUUCAGGUCAUCCACUACGGCUUGCGCCACAGCGACGUCGCCGUCCGCGUCGGCGCCACCGACAUCAUGGUGUCCAUCAUCGACCACGACCCGCACAUGAUCCGCCAGACCAUCUAUCGCCAGAUGCACGAGAACCAGCCGUCGCUGACCGACUCCCUCAUCGACCUGCUGCUCGUCGAGGUCGACCUCGGCGUCAAGUGUCAAAUCUCCGAGGCCCUCCGCGUCCUCCUCGACCAGGGCGUUCCCCUCGACCACUUUGCCAAGGUGAAUGGGGAGUACGUCAGACGACCUCAGCAGCCCCAGUCGGCGCUCGAUCCGCAGCAGGAGCUCUUCCUCACCCGCUUCUACGAACGAUCCGCCGUCAAGCUCUUCAAGCCCCUUCUCGAGCUCGAGGGCCGCGCCGACAUGAAGCUGUCGGUCCAGCAAGCCUCCAUGUUCACCUACCUGGUCGAGAUCCUGAGCUUCUUCAUCCGCCAGCACCACCGCUUCAGCAAGCACUUCGUCCUCAACAACAACAUCGCCGAACGCGUCUGUCAGCUUCUCAAGAAUCCCGAGAAGUACCUGCGACUAGUUUCGAUCCGAUUCAUCCGAUACCUCGUUGCCCUGCAGGAUGAUUUCUACUGCAAGCAGCUGACGGAGAAGAAGGUGUUCGGCCCCAUACUCGACGUCCUCACCGACACCCUGCCGAGGGACAACCUCGUCAGCUCGGCCUCGCUCGACCUCUUCGAGCUCAUCAGGAAGGAGAACAUCAAAGAGCUCGUCAAGCACCUCGGCUCCACCUACAGAGAACGCUUGGUCGGCUUGAGCUACCUGCCGACGUUUCGGGAUCUCGUCCUGAAGUAUGACGGAACCCAGGAGUUCCCCACCAACGUGGAGUACUUCCUCGAGAGCGAGGAGGAUUCGGCUCGGAAACCGGCGCCGAACGCGAGACUCUUGGAGCCCAUCGCCGUCGACCCCGUCGAGGAAGAGUACUGGAACGCCCCGGACCCGGACGACGCGGGGGAGCCGCAGGAGGCGGGCGGCAAGCCGGUCUCGACGAACGGCGCCGCCACCCCUGCGAAGCCUCUGGUCGACUACCCGUCGGACGAGGAGAGCGACGAGAACGCCAACGCGGAGGAAGGAAGCGCGAAGAGCACGGAAGAUGCGACGGCCGAGCCUAGCACGUCGACCCAAGACGCCGUCGAUGCCGCCGCGAGCGCCGCCGCCGCCGCGGCUCCCCCGCUCGAGAGGCUGGCCGAGAAGCGACGGCGCGAAGACGAUGAGGAGGACGAGCUGGACAAGCUCGCGCGUAACAAGCGUCGAAACAGCAGCUCGUCCGAAUCCAACACCAGCGCCUCAUCUCAACUCAACUCGCGCCGGAAGACGUUUCCCGGUUCGGGGGGGAGCGUCACUCCUAGGAAGAUUUCCAUCAGCCUGCCCGCUGCGGUGAAGACGGGCAGUGAAUCCCGACCGGACGAAGAGCACUGA
Messenger RNA from Drechmeria coniospora, 3141 nucleotides. Its product is annotated as suppressor of Mek1. The transcript has 7 exons. The record is from RefSeq and is a predicted model, not a curated record. Gene Ontology annotation, molecular function: protein phosphatase activator activity. NCBI's taxonomy places the organism in Eukaryota, Fungi, Ascomycota, Sordariomycetes, Hypocreales, Ophiocordycipitaceae. Gene Ontology annotation, cellular component: nucleoplasm; protein phosphatase 4 complex. Gene Ontology annotation, biological process: DNA damage response; protein dephosphorylation. The coding region runs from base 1 to 3141 and encodes 1046 amino acids.